Dermacentor silvarum is the source of this 3634-nucleotide messenger RNA. RefSeq lists its product as uncharacterized. Bases 134 to 1528 code for a protein of 464 amino acids. Gene Ontology annotation, biological process: brassinosteroid biosynthetic process; cholesterol biosynthetic process. The record is from RefSeq and is a predicted model, not a curated record. Gene Ontology annotation, cellular component: endoplasmic reticulum membrane. NCBI's taxonomy places the organism in Eukaryota, Metazoa, Arthropoda, Arachnida, Ixodida, Ixodidae. The transcript is spliced from 4 exons. Gene Ontology annotation, molecular function: 7-dehydrocholesterol reductase activity.
UUUCCCCACUGGCUUGGUUGUUUCCUAUGGAUCUCGCCGAGCUGCAAAACAGCGAGACUUCGCGAGACUAGUUACGCACGAGUGGAAGCAUACUGGCGGCAUCGCUUCAGGUAUUUUUGCAGAUUGGAACGUUAUGAAACAAACAGACGAAUCUCCCGAAGGAGAAGCUGGGGAGCAUGGCUGCGAUGAUCUCGCCAAUCCAGCGGCUGCUAAUUGUGCAGGUGAGGAAGAGCCCGACAAGUUGUCGUCAAAUAUCUUCUGGUACACGGUCAUGCCACUCGUCUUCAUAAUCACUGUGCCCAACGUGGUCAUUUGCGCAAUCUCUUUCGUGAUAACGCACUGUGCUACGAUAUCUCUGGCCUUGGAGUCUGGUUUCCUCAGUUUCUUAUGGAAAUCGUGGACGACAUACGGAAUGGGACCACGGGACUGUUGGCAGUUCUUGAUGGUGUUCGCGCUGCACAGUUCACUGUCCAUCGAAGCGCUGCGGGGGAAGAAGUACUGGGGCCCGCCAACGUCGUCUGGACACAAACCCGUUUACUGGAACACGGGUUUCACCUACUACGCGCUGACAAUGGCAUUCGCCGCUUUUUUUCUGCUGAAAGAGGACCUUCCGUGCUAUACGCUUUACCGAGCCUUGCCCGGUUUUACUAUUGCUCUCGUAAUCGCCGGAACGUUCGUAUCUGCCCUUCUCUUCUUGAUGGGAACGAUGGACCCUUCACCCGGAGAGUUCAGCACCACGGGAAACAUCGUGUUCGAUUUCUACUGGGGCAUCGAGCUCUAUCCGCGAAUCGGCGACAGGUUCGACAUGAAGAUGUGGACCAACAGUCGGUUCGGCAUGAUGCUCUGGCAGCUCCUCGUGCUCGCCUGCUGGAAGGCGCAGGUGGACACGACGGGCUGGAACUGGGCCGUGGCAGUAUCGGCCCUGCUGCAGAGUGCAUACAUCGUAAAGUUCUUUUGGUGGGAAGACCUCUACAUGCAGACCAUGGACAUAACAGUGGACAGAGGAGGUUUUUACAUGUGUUGGAGCCACAUCGCAUUUGUUCCUUCGAUGUACUCACUGGCCAGCAUCUACAUGGUGGAGAACCCUUCGGACAUGCGUCCAGGUACAGCUGCGGUGAUUCUGGCCGUGGGGGUCGUCAUGAUCUUGUCGACUUGCUGGUGUCAACAUCAAAAGCAGGUGGUCAAGGAAAAGAAGGGCGACUGCAACAUAUGGGGCUCGCCGGCAAAAGUGAUCAGAGCAGCGCACAAAGACGCUUCUGGCAACGACGACACAAAGCUCCUUGUGGCGUCCGGGUUCUGGUCUAUAUGUCGUCACCCGAACUACGUCUUCGAAAUUCUCGCGGCCCUCUGCUGGGUUCUGCCAUCGGGGAACAGGAGCGUGGUACCAUACUUCCACGUCAUCUUUCUUGCGGGUUGGUUCGUUUACCGAACGAAUCGCUUCGAGAGGCUGUGCGCAAAGAAGUAUGGAGAGCACUGGACAGAGUACUGCUCUUUAGUCAAAUAUAGAAUGAUACCUCACGUGUUCUAAGCUGCGGCCUUUCACGCAGAAGAGGACGUUACAGUGAAUAUGUCAAGCUCGGAAAGCGACAUGCGAAGUGCUGGAGUCGAAUUCUUAACAGGUACACCUCAGUGACCAACUGGGGCGUUGAUGCGCUCCUCCUGGUAAAGCUACAGCCUCGAUGUUAUCUUUUCUUUCUUUCUUGGUUCUUUUUUCCUUCCUUCCUUCCUUCUGCCUUUCUUUAAUUCUUUAUUUCUCUCUUUUAAUCCAUAAACCCCAUGGGCCCUAUGUAGGAUAGCCAAACGGACGCGCGCCUGCUUGACGUCCCAGUCUUUCUUCUCUGUUCUAUCUCUAUCUCUCUCUAUAACUGGCGCGAUACUGUUAUCGAACUGAAUAUCUUAAGUGCCCAUAGAAGCGAGCAAAACAUUGUAAAGUUAUCAGAACAUCUAUGUUACGUAAGCAAACUAAGUGGAGAAUUAAUGCCUGUCCAUGGUAACUUUCAGCGCAGAAUCAUACGGGAACGAAGGGGCAAGAAAAAAAAAAAAGGAACGAACACGUACACCGGUAACGCGUUCUUCUUUCUUUUUCGUUCCCCUAUAGUUCUGCAGUGGCAGAUGCCAUAUAUUCGCAAAUUCCAACUUACCCAGAUCGGUACCUUAUGCCUUGUAAAAACUGAUCGCAUUAUACAGUUGAAAUAAGAUAAGUAACUGAUGUCUGGUUUUCUUGCCACGGCACGCGGUGCCUUUGUGGUGCUCUGUUGCAGUAUACGACAUCGCGGGCGAUUCGAAACGGCCGCUCUAGUGUGGGGCGGUCACAAAGGGUCCAUGGGGAAAGACUAUGGACUUCAUUAAACAGGCCUGAGAACUGCAAGUGCAACCGAAGUAUUUCACCAUGGCGUCACUCAUAGCAGCCAGGCAACGUUCUAUAGACUGAACUACAUUUUAUUAUUCUAAUAUGGAUCAGUCACCUGUUAUUUAUUGAAGUGUUUCGCUAAUAAAACGUGCCUGUCGUGCUAUAUAUUUUGAAUAACGCCAGGAAAAUGAUCCUUUACGACCAAAUGCUUGCAGUGCUCCCAAGACGGCUGCAUUCACCUCUACCGAAAUUAGUUAUAAAAAAUCUUCGCCAUUGUGUGUGCUUCUUAUUUGGUUUUCUUUUAUUAUCAGUAUGGGGCAAUUUCAGUCGUCAACUCCUAUAAGGUAAUAUACAAAUACAAAAAAUAAGACAAACAGACAAAGAAAAAGCCUGCGUCUUAUGACUGUUUUCGGUUGCUUUCGCGACAGCUGUCACCUCCCUUAAAAAAUCAGGAAGUAUAAUGUCAUUAUGUCUGCUUCCAUUCAGCACUCUGGCCACAUAAUUCAUGCUUUGAGGCUGCGAAAAAAAAAGAACAUAGGAAAAGGAAGCUUUGCUCUUCUGAAGACAGCGGUUAGGAUGGCAGAAAAGUGAGGUCCCAUUUAAAUGGGUCAUGUGUCAUUCAUGCUGAAAUUCUAACUGGCUUCGCAUUUCUGGCGGACCAGGGGCCGAGUUCACAAAACUUACCUCACGCUUCCCCAACCCUUUCUAUAUACAAUAUGCGUCUUUCAAUUCAAUUCAAUUCAAUAUCUCACGAAAGACCGUUCUCUUCAUUAAAUAAAUUUUAUUAUACGAGGCGCAGUGAAAAAAAAAAAGCGGACAAUUGUGGAGCAUCUGGAUCCGUAACAUCAAGCCUUGCGAAUACAGGCUUUUUAAAAGCCUAACGCACAAGUACUUCUUUCAAAAAGUAGUUGUAAAUGGGCAAGAAAUCAUAUCGAAAUAACGCGAAGGACAGACACAUGAUGCACAAGAAAAGCACUUUUAACACCUGUCGUGUGCCUACAUGUCAUUGUCCUCGUCUUUAUCACGCCAUAUUUUUUUUCGUUCUUCACAUGUGAAAAAAAAAUUGCCCAAGAAAAUGCUUUGCUGUGUUUUUCAACGCCUGGAUGACAUCGCAAAUAUCUACGCUGUUACGAUAGCCGGGCGCUUGCUCUUAAACACCUACCUGCACUGUUCAAAGCGCUUAGUGAGCAUGGGCAGACAUGUAUUACAUGCUUAGUGAGCAUGGGCAGACAUGUAUUACAUGUUCCAGUGAUCCCCACGGAAAACGUAAUAAAGUGCCUUUGA